Musa acuminata AAA Group (dessert banana) is the source of this 4404-nucleotide messenger RNA. RefSeq names its product protein SDA1-like. The transcript has 11 exons. NCBI's taxonomy places the organism in Eukaryota, Viridiplantae, Streptophyta, Magnoliopsida, Zingiberales, Musaceae. Gene Ontology annotation, biological process: ribosomal large subunit biogenesis; ribosomal large subunit export from nucleus. The record is from RefSeq and is a predicted model, not a curated record. Gene Ontology annotation, cellular component: nucleolus. The coding region runs from base 2913 to 4124 and encodes 403 amino acids.
GCCAAUGUCGGUCCCAAGCCCGAAUGAAAAAGGUGGAGGGUUGCUUAAGGCCAUAAAAAGCCAGUGUUGAAAACAUGUUAGUACUCAUAAGCAUGAUCCUAACCGUUUCAUGGUAAGACUAGUCCGUCACAAUAAAUUGAUGCAACAUAUAUUGACCUCUUCAGUUAUUAUGAGAAAUAGAGUUUUCUGUUCCUAAUUCUAACAUUUAAAGUGCCCAUUAGUUCUUUAAAUCAAGGUCUGCAAUACCGAAUGAUACUGCUCGUAUCGAGCGGUACAUACCGGUCCGUCAAUAGACUAGUACACGGACCGCCCGCUACCGAGCGGUACCAUCAAUUAAGGCAUUAUCGUUAUCGAUUGAGGUGUUAUUAUCGACGGUGAUCGAGGGAGAAGAAAGAAGAGGGAGAAGACGAAGAAAGAAAUAGGAAAAAAAGGUAGAACCUAGAUGUCACCUCUCUCCUCCUCGUCUGUCGACGACUUCUCAUCUGUGCGUGGGAGAAGAGGCAUCGACUUGUGGGGCGGAGAGAAGCGAAGAUUUUUUUUUUCUUCUCUUCUUAGGCAAUGUCGCCUCGGGCAUCAUCGCAAUAUUUUUGUUUUUUAGAUGUCGUAAUUUUUUUUUAUCUGCGACGUCACCCCGCAUAGAGGUAAACUGUGCGGUUUACCUAUAUAUAUAUAUAUAUAUAUAUAUAUAUAUAUAUAUAUACACACACACACAACGGUAUACCAAAAUAUACCACUCGGUAUAUAGUAUCAUACCGUAUCGAAUAAGUCUUGAAAUUUUGGUAUGGUACAUAAUUUCAAUCCUUGAUUUAAGUGACUUCUUUUAUGGACUAACAUGCAAAUAUCGGGACUGUGUAACUUAUAUAUCAUGAACUAGCAUUGUCCAUAAUGUAAGUUACUCAUCUAAGAAACCAACAAGUAUGCUUUCUGUGGAUGAUAAUUGUUAGGACGAGAAAUCAUAGCAUGUGGAUAAGGUUCUUAAUGGUGAAAUUUUAUAGGUUGGAUCAAGGUAUGCAAUACCGUACCGUAUUAGUAUUUCGAGGUUGGCUCGGUAUGGUACAGUACCGUAUACCGAGCGGUACGCUAGGGUGUACCAAGCGGUACACCUAAUUUAGGUGUAAGACCCUCCGAAAAUACCUAAAAAUAAAAAAAAAAGUUAGGAUAGGAUUUUUAAGUUAGAAAUAAAUAUAGUAAUAGCAUAAGUUUAGUAAAAUCAAUGUAAAUUAGGUAAGAAUAGUAUCAUUAUUUUUUUCAGGCUUUGAAGAAUAUCUUAUGCAAGGUUCAUAUUUCAGUUUAGUACGGAUUAUCCUUAUGUAAACAUACCUCUUGAUUAGAAAGUUCUUCCUCUUAAUCUUCCUAAAUUAGCUUCGAUUCAAUUCACAAAUCGUUGUUUUGUAGAAUUUAGAAAAGCACAAAUGUGAGAAAAAAAGAGUUUGAGAUAGUUUAAGAGAGUAUGAGAAUGUAAUGGAGUGAAAUAAAGGAGAAGAAGGGUUUAAAUACCAUAAGAAAGGGUUCCAACGGUCAAUUUGACCAUUGGAGCACCGUAUCACUAUUACCGAGCGGUUUUAAAUAUUUCUUCCUCUUACUGUAGCAUUGUAGCACUCUAGCAUGUUCUGUCUGGUAGCGGGCGGUUCGCGUACCGGUAUGUCGUCGGAUCGGUACGUAUCGCCCGUACCGGGUGGUACCAUUCUAAAUUGGUUGGAUCAAGAUUGACAAUCCUUGGAACAUGAUGAGAUAAACUACUCCACUCUAUUUGACUUUGUGAACUAAAACUUGAUGGUUAAUUUUUUUUUAAACUUUUUAUUGGCAGCUACAAUGACAUAUAUGAAUCUCCAAUUGAAUUGUGAGAGACACGAUGGCUAUGCAGGUCCAUUUCUCAAAGGAUUUGGACUGCCAUUUACAAGGAUAAGUCUCCACAUUGUUAGUUACAGAUGUUCUUCUGUUUCUUCUUUGCAUUUUGUUCUGUAAUAUUUUGUGUCAAACAUUGAAAUAAUUAUAGAUGAUGUGUUCCAUAUUACUUAAUAGAAAUUCUUUUGCUUUUUGGCUUUCCACGUGUUCAAAAGUGUUCUUUCUUAGUUUAGAGGAUUCCACAAUAAGUUUAUGAAGAAACUAAUGUUAAUUAAAUUAUUUUUUCAUGCAUAUUAUGUGAAUGGAUAUGGUUUCUUAUCAAAUCAAUUUACAACCUGAUUUGGCAAUUUUGUACUUGAAUAGUUGGGUGUGUCUUCAAUAUUUGAUGAAAUUGUUAAAACUGAAGUAACCAGGCACAUGCAACCUACUGAUUACUUGAGCUUGUUUGGGGAAGAAUUCAAAUGAACUGAAGAUUAUUGGGAUGCUUCUUAUUUGAAUGUCUUGGAUAUAUCUGCAGCGGAAGAAGGCAGUCCUCAUGUCUUAUUUGGAUGUGCUUCACAAGCUAAAGCAGCAUGUGUAUUGAUUGAUUUAUGCUUUGGACCAUUAUCACCAUGGAUAUAUACAAUUACUGCAAAGGUUGAUCUUGCAAUUGAACUUCCGGAGGACCUCUUGGUGUUAUUCAAGAUAGGAUGAUGAUGUUAAAGUAAUAGCCAGAACUGUUGGAUUGCACCGUCUGAUCUCGUUAAAUUUUUAUCUGUUUCUUCAAAAAUAUGUUCAGCCUCAUCAAUGUGAUGUCACCGAUUUGCUUGCUGCAGCUGUCCAGGCCUGCCAUGAUAUGGUUGUGCUUUUUUUACUGUAGAUUUUCUAAGCGUUCAUAGUCAAGGCAUGCUGUUCCCAGUUCUGUUCUUCAGAUAGAAGAACUCAUCGAUGUUGUUUUUAUUUGAAUAGUACCUCCUGAUGCGGUUGAACCCUUAUUUAAACAAAUUGUGAAUCAAUUUGUGCAUGAUCGUUCUCGCACAGAGGCCAUUGCUGUUGGGCUGAAUGUUGUGAGGGAGAUCUGUAUCACGAUGCCUUUGUUAAUGAAUGAAGAUCUGCUUCAAGACUUGGUCUUGUACAAAAAAUCACAUGAGAAGGCAGUUUCUUCAGCAGCUCGCUCCUUGAUAACUUUAUUCAGAGAGAUAUGCCCUUCUUUAUUGGUCAAAAAGGACCGUGGCCGUCCGGUCAAUCCCAAAGCAAGGCCAAAAGCAUAUGGAGAAGUUAGUAUAGCUACUGAUGUGCCUGACAUAGAGUUGCUGGAACACGUUGAUAACUCGAUGACUGACAGUUCUGAUGCUGAGGCUUCUGCAUCAGAUUUGGAUGAUGAGUCUGACAGUGAUGCUGAGACAGAGAAAGAGGAUGAUUCUUUGGAAGAUGAAGAAGAGGAUGAUGAGGUUUCAGAUGAAAAAAAUGAAGAAGAUUUAGGUAACAGUGAUAACAUUGAUGGGGAGGAAGAUGAUGGUGAUGAUCUUGAUGAUGAUACUGAUGAGAAUGCUGCCUAUGAUGAAUAUGAUAGUGAUACUAAAGAAGAUGUGGAUCUUAGUGAUGAUAAUAUGGAUAUCUCCAGUGAGCUAGAUGCAUCAAGGAAAAAGUCUUCUAAUGACAUCUGCAAUGAUGAUGACCUCAGUAAUCAUGAAUGCGCUUGUGAUGACAACGAUGAAAUAAAGGAAGAGGAGAAGGCCAAAUCAAAGAAGAGGAAGUUUGGGGAUUAUGUUGGACAACUGAAUACUUCAGAAUCAAGUCUUCGCACCCUUAAAAGACUAACAAUGGCCAAGAUGUCACAGAAAGCAUCAGAUGAAACAGAUGGAAUUCUUUCUAAUGAAGAUUUUCAACGUAUAAAAGAGUUGAAGGCAAAGAAAGAAGCAAAGCUGCUUAUGGCUCAGCAAGGUCUUUUGAGAAAGGGUAUAGACUCGAAAGUCUCAUCUUUCAAAAUUCCCUCUUCUGAGCAAUUAAGUAUAAAGCCAGUGGAUCCUGCUAUGCUAGAGGUCCACAUUAAAAGAAAGCUUAGCAAGGAGGAACUACUGGCCCUAGUAAGAGCUGGGAGGGAGGAUAGAGGAAAGUAUCAGGCCAGAACUGUUGUGAAACAAAAAAAGACGGGUGGUCUAAGCAAUCGCCAAAAGGAACAUAAAAAGAAGAUGCCUCUUUCUGCCAAAAGAGCAAAAGUAGCUCGCUCUAGGCAGGAGAAAAAACAGUGGCAAAGGCGAUCAGGCAAGCAGUUCCAGGGAAGGAAAGCAUGGAAGUGACAAAAUUUCAUAGCUUCCUAAAAUUUCAUGGCUUCGUAAAGUGACAAGAUUUCGUAAAAUUUUGACCCCAUGCAGUUUCUUCCAUUAGAAAAUUUCAUUUCAAAAGUUAUGAUUUCUGCUUAAAAUUUUGAUUUAUUUUCUUCUGUUGUGUAAAUCUUUAGCUGAUUUCAGACGAGCUAUAUGUAAAUCAAAGCUGCCUUUUGUCUUAGUUGAAUGCUGUUGCAAGGAAAUAGAGCAACAGAUUUUAUUGAUUGUGUUUCAAUGCAUCCAUUUCCCAGAA